AUGUUCACUGUGACUAAGGCCUUCAAAGAGGCCCUUCUUCAGCACUUCAUAUACCAGAAGCUGGAGAUCUCCUAUGCCAUACACAAGCCAUUUCCCUUCUUUGAAGGUCUCCGAGACAAGUCUCUCAUCACUGACAGAAUGUACAAGGAAUCUCUGGAAGCCUGUCAAAAUAUGGUCCCUGUAUCAAGAGUGGUGCACAACGUCCUCACCAACCUGGAGAGAACAUUUGACCUGUCGCUUCUGGUGGUGUUGUUCAGCUCCAUUAACCUGCGGGAAUACCCCAAUCUAGUGACAAUUCUCAGGAGCUUCAGAAGUGCGGCCAAUGACAAGUUCACAUCCAAAACAAAUGAUGACGAAGAUUCAGAAGAGAAGCCCAGCCCCUCACCUGGUCGUCUGCAAGUGAUAAGAGAAGAUUCUCCUGAACCAAAUGGCCCAGAAGAGGCCCAGAAGGUAUCUGGCGCACCUCCAAACAAGAAAGGAAAGAAAAUACAAAGAAGUGUCUUGUCAACUCCAAAAAAGAGACAUCAGAACAAAGACCUUCUAAGAGGGGCAUUCUCCCCUCCACAUGGAACCCAAGAGAAGCUCCAAGUGGUAGAUCAGGUGACUCAAAUGAAGGACGACUCAAAAAAACAGUCAGUCAAAGGUGACAUGAGUCCAAAAGUUUCAGAAAGGCCUGAGGACGAACUCGGGGGCUUGCACUCUCCUGAACUUCCCGUGACCUGUGGGGAGGCAAAAGGCAUUUUAUACAAGGAGAAGAUGGCACAAGGACCCUCAGAGAAGUGCAUUCAGAAUGAAGAGGGAGCUUGGUUCACGCCAAGAGAAUUUGAAGUUGCUGGGAACCGGGCCCAGUCAAAGAACUGGAAGCGGAGUGUGCUCUGCAGGGGACAGACCCUAGGACAGCUGCUAGAGAAAGGACUUCUGCUCUGCCCUUCAAGAGUAGGUCUCCUGGAGCAGGAGGAAGGCGGGAGUGCUGCCUGUGGGCGAGACACCACCACAGGGCAGGGAGGCCAGGGGCCUGUCCUCACCCAGUCCCUGAUGAGUAGCGCCUGCCGUGAGGGCACCCGGGGCAGCAACCAGGACCCGGGACAGGAGAAGCAGGUGGGCAGAAGUCCACGUCGUGACUGGGCACAGCACUCCGGCCGUAUUGGUGGCGGAGGCAUUUGCAAAGGGGGCAGUAGAGGCAGCAUCCAUGGCAGUGGUGGUGGCACCUCCCCCAGUGAACCGGUCCCUUUCCCAUCCGGGAGCGCAGGGCCCAGGAGCAGGGCCCUGGGCAACGUGCAGAGCGUGGACAGCUUGGAGAGCGAGAAGCAGAUGGACUGCCCGGCCCUACCCCCGGGAUGGAAGAGGCAGGAAGUGAUACGGAAAUCUGGGCUCAGUGCUGGCAAGAGUGACGUCUACUACUUCAGUCCAAGCGGGAAGAAGUUCCGAAGUAAGGUCGAGCUGGCAAGGUUCCUGGGAAAUACUGUUGAUCUCAGCAAUUUUGACUUCAGAACUGGAAGGAUGAUGCCUAGUAAAUUGCAGAGCCACGGACUGCAAAAGGCCCGCAUCCAGCUUUGCCUGGACCAUGCUUCUACACCUCCCCGCUGUCUGGUGAACACCUAGUCAUCCACCCGGCUCCACUGGGCCCACCUCUGCACAGCCUGCCCUGCGGACUCCAGCCGGAACCCAUCCUGUCCCAUAAUGCCUCCUGGGGCUCUGACCAUGUACCCAGUGUUUUUGUGA
This is a messenger RNA of Orycteropus afer afer, 1722 nucleotides long. The record is from RefSeq and is a predicted model, not a curated record. NCBI's taxonomy places the organism in Eukaryota, Metazoa, Chordata, Mammalia, Tubulidentata, Orycteropodidae.